AUGUGCUUCACGAAGGCUUACAGGAAAUUUCACAACGGCACCGGUAGCGUCCUGCUGAAAUCAGAAACGCCCAGAAAACCUGACGCCUGGGAUGAUAUGAAUCGGCCGCAUUUCCACGACCUCAAGAGUAUGACCGCUCUGGCUGGUCAGCUGCGACACGAGGAGUCGAUUGAGCCUAAGGAGAAGCGGGUUAAGACUGGCACCUACGAGACGACAGCACUUUGCACUGACGUGGAAGAGUUGGAGAUUCCGGAGAGGGCUCUGGUGGGCAUGUUGGGGAACUCACUUAAUCCCGAGGUAGUUAGCCGGAUCAUCGAUGUCUGUGAAAUUGGUGAUUUCCUGGCGCGCGAAAAAGAUUGA
Molecule: messenger RNA, 360 nt
Organism: Perkinsus marinus ATCC 50983
Lineage: Eukaryota; Perkinsozoa; Perkinsida; Perkinsidae
Exons: 2
Coding region: 1-360 (119 amino acids)
Source: RefSeq, a predicted model, not a curated record